Messenger RNA from Chara braunii, 2450 nucleotides. Lineage: Eukaryota; Viridiplantae; Streptophyta; Charophyceae; Charales; Characeae. The record is from the annotation of a GenBank genome assembly.
GUUACAGGUGCAGCAAAAGGGGAGCUGCAAGAAGAAAUAAAAGGGGUACCCCAAAAGAAGCCAAAACAGAUAGUGAAGAAGGGACUGUACAAGGAAAAGGCACUCUAAUAUAUAUCGGAUUUAUUGUGCUUCAUGGUGUACUAUGGAGGCAAAACUGUUUCAGUGUUGAAUCUGCUCGUCUUUAGCGUGCUUCAGUGUGCAUUAUUGUCUGCUAUAAAGGUUGCUAGCUUUGGCGCGUACAUGUUUGACUACAACGUCGUGACAAUGUCUUUUGCACCACGAGACACCCAUGAAGCACAAGUGCAGUUUGCUCUUGAGAGAGGUGUCCCCGCUGUUCUUGGCAUCAUGGCAACGCGAAGGCAGCCAUAUCCAAGUGGCGCAUUUGAUCUUAUCCAUUGCAGCCGAUGCCUCAUUCCCUGGACAGCAGAUGAUGGCUUGUAUCUGAAAGAGGUGGACAGGAUGCUCCGGCCUGGGGGGUACUGGGUCCUCUCGGGACCACCUGUUAACUGGCAGAAGCGUUGGAGAGGCUGGGAUGGAACACAAGAGACUUUCCAAAAGAACAUGACGGACAUCGAGGACUUGGCGGCAAAGUUGUGCUGGACGGUUGCUGUCAAGGCAGGUGCUCCAGGGUCGGGUGACUUUGCUGUCUUCCAGAAGCCUGUUACAAGGGAGUGCUACGCGACGCUCCAACCAGAAGGGUUAUGUCCGCCCGGAGAAGACCCUGAUGUAGCGUGGGAGACACCUAUGAAGAGUUGCAUCUCAGAGCCCGGUGCGAAUGUUACAGAAACUCCCAAGUGGCCCCAGCGAUUAACGGUACCGCCCGUUCGGCUUAAUGAGAUCGCGGGAUUGAGUCCGCAGGCGUUUGAGAGGCAUAACGCAAUGUGGAGAGAGCGGUUUGCAUACUACAAGAAGGUUGCUCUCGGGGAGCUGAAGGAAAGGAAGAGAAAGAUCAGGAACGUCAUGGACAUGAAUGCUGGCUAUGGAGGCCUUGCAGCAGCUUUAGCUCUCGAUGAGGAAGCAGUAUGGGUCAUGAAUGUUGUGCCGUCACACAUCGUCAACACCUUGCCCAUCAUCUAUGACCGAGGAUUGAUUGGAACUUACAUGAACUGGUGUGAGGCGUUUUCAACAUAUCCGCGGACAUAUGAUCUCGUGCAUGCAGCAGGGCUUUUUGGAUUAUACAGUGGAAGAUGUGACAUCAUAGAUAUCCUGUUAGAGAUGGAUCGUGUCCUUCGGCCUGAAGGUUUGGUGAUUAUACGUGACGAGCAGCGGAUUGUCGGCACGGUCUCCAAGAUCGCCCGGGGUCUGAGAUGGGACGUAGCCAUGGUGGACGCAGAACGAGGCUCCACAGAGAAGAUCCUUGUUUGCCACAAGAAAUACUGGGUGUCCUCGUAGGAGCAACCUCAAGGCCUGAGCAGAUGCAAGUGGUUGACCCCCUUGCUUGUGUACUCUGCCCCCUUGCUUGUGCAUAUCACAAAUUUUUCCUUUUUUUUUCCAGUUGUUUUUUCUUUUUGAUUUUCGUUUUUGCGUUCUUCUCUCCUCCCCCCCCUCCCCCCACUUUCGCUUCCUUAUGGUCUUGAUGAAGUGAUUGUUUAUCCUGGUUUCUCCACUGAUUGCAGGAUAACCAUAUACUUCUUCGAUGAUUCUGGAUGUUGUUCGAUUUCAGGUCUAGAUCCCUUGAUCGCGGCAAUAAAUUUGCAAGAUGUUGCUGAAAUAAGCAAUAUAUAUAUAUAUGUAUUCAGCCCACAUGGCAUGGGAUCGUCCUCAAGAUUUUUCUGAUGUGGCUCUUAAGAAGUCUGCCAUGUAGAUUUCUUCCCUGAUCUAUCUGUGGGAGCGCGGCGAUUAAUUGGUAGAGGAUUUCGGGGCCCAAGAAUUUGCAGUUUGGUAGAGGAUUUUGGUUCGGGGCUCAACAAUUUGCAGUGUUUGGUCCCGCAAGGAUUAUGCACUUUAAUAAACGGAUUCUUUUUUUGACUGCUAGUGAGAGAAAGGCAGCAGAUGACGGCUUGAUUUGAGAAAAUUUCACAUCUGAAUUUCCUGAAAGGAAGCUUGUUUUGUCUGAUUUUUGGCAGGAUUCUGUUUGGACCCAGUAUGUAUUUUCUCGUUGGUGCUUUUCUGACUUUGAACCAUCCGCCUCAUGUCUCGUUACUUCAUUCACGGUGUACUUUCUCUAUGCGUUAAAUUGCGUGUUUCAUCCCCCUCUUCUCUGGGUGUGUUAGCCUUACCUGUGGAGCUGAUCCUCCCAGUCCUCACCAGUGUGUCUUCUCGCUUUUCCAAUCUCGCUUUCUCCUUUGUCUUCUUGCUUAUGUUUAAACCAUUAAUGGUGCUUAUCACAGGGCCUCCAAUUUCUCUGACUGUCCAUUGCAUGGUUGACUGUGAGUCAAUUGCUUAUCUGGGGCUGACUGUGAGUCAAUUGCUUAUCUGGGGCUGACUGUGAAUCAAUUGCUUAUCUGGGG